AUGAGACCUGCUCUGUUGAUCUUCAUUUUUCUUCAUCCGGGAGAGUGCGUGUCCCCGGGGGCGAUAGCUGGAGGCAAAACGCUUUAUUCUCUUUAUCAAGUCAUACAAGAAUCGAGAAAACUUUUUGCUGGAAAGAACUGCGAUAAAAGUAAUAUUGACUAUGAGACAAAGCUCAUUGAGUAUCAAUUCUCCGACUUCAUAAAAAAACAAAAGGCUUGCGAAGAUAAAUAUGGCGCAACAAUAUGCACAUGUCAGUCUUUCGACCAUAUUGUUCGGUCAUUAGCAGCAGACAUAAACAAUGACUAUCAAGAGAAAUGCUCAUUUACAUGGAUUAGACAACAUGGCACAUAUUCGGGCUAUUGGUGGCUGAAAAUGAGAAACCCCGGUGCUUGUUAUCAAAGUCGCCUUGAAGAAAGAAAUGAGAAUGUACUUAUUAAUGGUCAGUUUCCGCAUACGUACUAUCGAUGGGCAGCGAUAAAAAAUGAUGGAAGAGUUGUUUACUUGCCGAGCACACGUUCUGUGGGUAUGUUCACUUCGAGCAGCGAAUUAUGGACCAAACGAUCAUAUGUUCCUUGUAUGCCAAAUUGCGAGAAAUGCCCGCCAAAAAUCCAAAGAAUCAAACAGAAAAUGAGAGAUGCCAACACUGCUAUUUUAUCUUGCUUCUCGAACCUUAAACCAUAUGACUAA
Messenger RNA from Oikopleura dioica, 687 nucleotides. Lineage: Eukaryota; Metazoa; Chordata; Appendicularia; Copelata; Oikopleuridae. The record is from the annotation of a GenBank genome assembly.